Messenger RNA from Seminavis robusta, 942 nucleotides. The record is from the annotation of a GenBank genome assembly. NCBI's taxonomy places the organism in Eukaryota, Bacillariophyta, Bacillariophyceae, Naviculales, Naviculaceae.
AUGAAGGGCAACCCCGAACAAAAUCUAAAGUACUGCACGAAAGAAGAAUCUCGUGUUGAAGGCACCGAACCCUUCCUCUAUGGGGAAAUUCCCAAAUCAAGGCAAGGACAUCGCACCGACCUAGACAGUUUCAAGGAAGACGUUCAAAAAGGGAUAGUGGAUUGGGACGAACUCCUCGAACUCCAUUCAUCUGUCCUGGCCAACCAGAGAACCUUCUCGAAAGAGUACAUCGCAAAACAUCGUAAACAUGCUCUUGUAAGGGACCUUCCACUCCGGCCUUUCCAAAAUGCCCUUUUGGACUACCUCCAAAAUGAUCCACAUACGCCACCUUACCACCGUCAAAUUCUGUUCAUUGUAGAUCCAAUCGGUGAUUCCGGUAAGAGCUGGUUUGCUGCAUGGUACUUUGACAAAAAAAAACGCAAAACCAAAGCGUUUGAUUCAGAAGGCAACGAAAUCCUCGAGUAUGUUCAAAUCCAAGAACCCGGGAAGAAAGCAGACAUGGCCUUGUCAGUGUCAGAAGAUACCACUGUCAUGUUCAUUGAUGUCACCAGACAACAAAUCGACACCCUCCAGUAUAGCACACUAGAAGCAUUUAAAAACAAGCUGAUCUUCUGUUCCAAGUAUAACUCGAAUAUGAAACGCUUAUCUCCAAUGCACGUUGUCGUACUCAUGAAUCAAAUGCCUAAUUUUAAAGAUUUAAGUAAGGACCGCUAUCUUAUAUGGCAGUUGCAAGAAGAUCACACCCACUACGAAAUACCUGCCAAGGAAAUCUCAGUGCUUCAUGCAUCGGCCCAAGAAGAUAUCCAAAUGGAAAAGGAAAUCAAAGAGAUGAAACGCAGACAAGAAUAUAACAAUCUCAAGAAUGGCAAAGUGUAUCCCCCAUUUAGAAGGGAUAACUGGGACGCUUGGGCAUACCUGUCAACCUUUUGUAAUACCGUCUAA